Messenger RNA from Cucumis sativus (cucumber), 2954 nucleotides. RefSeq names its product receptor-like cytosolic serine/threonine-protein kinase RBK1. Bases 218 to 2695 code for a protein of 825 amino acids. Gene Ontology annotation, molecular function: ATP binding; protein kinase activity. NCBI's taxonomy places the organism in Eukaryota, Viridiplantae, Streptophyta, Magnoliopsida, Cucurbitales, Cucurbitaceae. The record is from RefSeq and is a predicted model, not a curated record. The transcript has 10 exons. Gene Ontology annotation, biological process: protein phosphorylation.
AAUGAUUAUACAAUUUUCCCUAUUCAGCUCGUUUUAAACCAACCGCUUUUGCUGAUUUUUCUACUAGGAAAAUAGAGGCAAAGAAGUUUCAUGGGGUACUACAACUUUGAUUGAUAUUUUUUAAUUCCUUGGCUUUUGGGUGUAGAUUUUGAUUUUUCUAUCUGGGUAUUUAUUUUUUCCAAUCCCCAGACAAGUAAGACGUAUCUGAGCUUCGAAAAUGGUGGCUGCCCGCUUUGGACAGUGGAAUUUGCUUUUAAAUCAUCAUGGGAGAAAGAUUGCAGAUGGUAAUCACGAAAGAGAGAUUGAAAAAGAGACGAACAUGAUUAAAGAAGUAGGUAGAUUGAACAAGAAGGGGCAGCCGGCGUUUUCUGGGAUUAUAGUCGAUGGUGGCGGUGCACGGUGGCUCGACGGCGGCGAUGUACAGUCUGCCAAAUGGAGACACCACUUGGUUGCUAUUCAUAUUUGUGAAGUUUUAGAUGGUCUAAAGUUCAGCGAAAGUUUUCCUGUAAUGAAAACGAACGAAAUUAGGGGUUCAGAUUCAGGGGAAACCUUUGCCAAGAAAUUGAUUAAAAGGCUAGCUAAGCGAAGAGGAAUGGCUAUGAUGUUAGAAUUUGAUCCGAUUGGUCCACUCGGCAAUUGGGUCUCACUUGCCAAAUAUUAUUGCAAUCAACUACCUGCAACUAGUAUCGUGGUUGCUGUUCACAAGGGAAAGACCAUCUUUAAAAGGCAGUCCGUUGAUCAGUUUAGAGGUUUUGAAUUACACUUGAGGCCUGAAUUCUAUUUCAGUGAAGUGAUUUCUACCUCAAGAAAUCUAAAACCAGCAAAGGGCGAUAAUGAUGAGCUCCUUGCAGCUGAUGCCUCAGAUGACUGGGAUGCAGAAACAAACUCAAGAAAUGGCAAUGUGAACAGUCAUGAUAAGAAAGCUCUUCUGAGUUCAAUUUCCAUUGUACGGAGACAGCUUCCAGAAUCAAAUCUUGGUUGGCCCUUUCAACAGAGAAGUUCUCAAGCAGGUCGAGAGGUUAUAAGAAAAGGAGCUAGAAAUGUGUCUGUGGUUCAAUGGGUAAUGAGCCUGCCUAAUAGAUCAGGUGCAGGGAUACCAAAAAGCCAGAAUGAUAUGACUUUGGAAAUACCAAAAAUUUGUUUACAAAAUAAAUCCGAGGGGAUGGAAGAAACCAAUCAUCUAGUGCUUCAGAACUUUGGAGAUGAGGCUGAGGAUAGUGAUGAAAAUUUGAAAGGCGGUGAACUUGUUAAUGAAUUCAAACACAAUGCAAAAAUGGGCCUUUCAGUCUCUUUCAUUGUGAAAGAAUUUCAACAAGAGAUGCCUGGUUGGCCUCUUAGACCUGAUGCUCUUUCGGAAAGGUCAGAUUCGUUGCAAGAAUCUGAGGAAACAGACAUACAAGAAGGAGAUUCCGAGACGAGCAUAUCUAACCGAACAAUCGACACAAAUUUGGAGUCCCAGAUUGGUUCUGUUGCUAAGAAUUUGAAAGAGCGUGAAGAAAGGGUGAUCUUUUUUCAUUCUGAAGAAAAGAGUAUUGAGAACAACAUCUUUAAAAUAGCAUCCAAGCAGCUGGAGUUUCCCAUCAAGAUGAAUCAAUCAGUUUGCAAGUGCUUUAGCUAUGCAGAGCUGAAGAUGGCAACUUCCAAUUUCUCGGCAGAAAAUCUCAUAGGAGAGGGAGGAUAUAGCGCUGUAUACAAAGGAUGUCUUCUUGAUGGAACUUCAGUUGUGGUAAAAGUUUUGAAGUCAUACAAGGAUGCUCGGGACAACUUUCUGCUGGAAUUAAACAUCGUUUCCUCAAUCAAACACAAUCACAUCACACCUCCUAUUGGUGUAUGUAUGGAAAAUGAGCAUCUUAUUUCAGUAUAUGACUACUUUCCUGAAGGGAGUUUGGAGGAAAAUUUGCAUGGUCAAAGUGGAAGAAGUAAGAUUCAAUGGGAAAUGAGGUUCAAAGUUGCUAUCGCUGUUGCUGAGGCAUUAAACUACCUUCACAACGAGCGUUCUUCACCUGUUAUUCACAGAGAUGUUAAAUCUUCCAACGUUCUUCUUUCUGAGAAGUUCCAACCCCAGCUAUCCGAUUUUGGGCUUGCUAUGUGGGGACCAACAGAUUCACCGUAUGUAAUUAACACCGAUGUGGUUGGCACAUUUGGAUAUAUUGCUCCAGAAUAUCUCAUGCAUGGAAAACUUAGUGACAAAAUCGACAUUUAUGCCUUUGGGAUCGUCCUUCUUGAACUUUUGUCAGGCAGACGUCCCAUUGAUUUUGGUGUUGCUGAAGGACAAAGAAGCUUAGUUCUAUGGGCCAAGGAAGUGUUAAACAGUGAGAAUCCUAAGGCACUAAUGGAUCCAAACAUGGAUAUAAAGUUCAAUGAUGAUCAAGUUCAAAGAGUGGUUCUGGCAGCCACCCUUUGCAUCAAUGCAUCAGCUCGAUUACGGCCAAAUGCGAGCGAGAUUCUGAAGCUAUUAAAAGGGGAGGCAAGAGUAGAUGAUUUCAUAAAUUUUCCUGGUUCGAAAGAGCUAACCGAUCAUGACAUCGAUGAUAUCUUUCCGAAGUUCAUGAGCAAACCUAGUCUAAGUUUUGCACUCCGUGACAUAGACAACGAUUGUACACCGUCAAGCAAUGCAAAUACAACAUCAAAUACCAUGGUGAAAAAACCCGGUCGUCUGAAGUUAAAAGACUACUUGAAAGAACCCCAUGAAUAAACAGAUAAAAACAAGGUUAGCUCCAAAUCAAUAGAGAAAUAAAAAUGAGUGUAAAUACAAAAAAAAAAUUGUUUUUGUAUAUUUGGCAACAAGAGUUAAAGUCUUUUUAAAUUUUCAAAUCUCUAUUUUUCCCAAAUGAGUGAACAUUAUUUUAUUUUAUUUUAUUUUUUGUCAUGAAUAUGACAUUGUAUAUAUAUAUACAUAUUGAUCAAUUAGCAGAAUUUGGAGCAUGAAUAAUACAGUUUUAGUUGUGAUAUUA